CGUCGAGAAAGAAGAGCGCAAAUUUUACACCAACAGUCCGAACAAGUCGUUUUAAAACCGAGAAACAUGACGAAACUAUUCGAAUGGUUCAUGGCCGCGGCCUGCUUUCUCAGUGUGUACUUUGCAAUAGUUCUGCGGCAAGUGAAGCACGACCUGUUGGAUCAGUACAUGUUUGAAAUUAAGCUUUCUCCCUUGUUCUUGGUGAUGGUGUUUGGGAUGUACUCCGCAACCGUCGUGCUGUAUCGGACAUUCACGUUCAACAAUUGCGAGGACGCUGCGAAGGAACUGAUGGAACAAAUUAAGGAAGCCAAGUCCGAUCUGCGAAGCAAAGGUCUCGUGCUGAGUGAUUAACGUGAUAAGCGUGAGAUGUGUUAGGUUUGCUUGUAAAUAAAAUGUUUUAUUCGAUGAAAAGUUAUCACUAAGCCAGAAUGCAAACAGAACAUUGAUUCAUAGAUUUGAUUCAUCAAUGAGGAAUGCAUUUCAUAAAAGAUAUGUUGAUUGAUCUAUGAAUGAAUAACUUGAACGAUCUUAAAUCAAUCCUAAAACAUUUAAAGUCAAAUCGAUCAUAACCUCGCAUGUCGUAUUGAAAAAUAAUCUUGAAUGCCACCGACGU
Anopheles bellator is the source of this 613-nucleotide messenger RNA. It is a transcript of the gene Dpm3, whose product is annotated as dolichol-phosphate mannosyltransferase subunit 3. The transcript is spliced from 2 exons. Bases 67 to 351 code for a protein of 94 amino acids. Gene Ontology annotation, biological process: GPI anchor biosynthetic process. The record is from RefSeq and is a predicted model, not a curated record. Gene Ontology annotation, cellular component: dolichol-phosphate-mannose synthase complex; endoplasmic reticulum membrane. NCBI's taxonomy places the organism in Eukaryota, Metazoa, Arthropoda, Insecta, Diptera, Culicidae.